UGAGCUCCCACACCUCCCCGCCCUCUCGCCCAGCUCCCGGUCCCCCUGCAAUGCGUGUAUAUCCCCAUGUUCAUGACCUUGUGGCUCGCACUGCUGGUCUCCGACCAAGCGAUCGUUCGAUUAAGGCAUGGCUCGAGGCUGCUGUUCAAUCUUGGCACUGUGCCAGGGCUCAUCUGAUUUUUAAACGUCAAGAUGAAGCAUACGUUGAAUAUCUUCUUGCAUUUGAAAUUGCGGCCGAUAUUAUUCCGAGAUGCCAGGAUUUUCCCACUUUCAAAACCACGGCCGGUCGUCUUUACCAGGACUUUGAAACUUUGAAAAAGGAGUUGGUGCAAAAAAUUCCCCAGUUUGCCAAGGUUAAAGAGGAAAUCAAGAAAAAUAACGAUAUCUCCGGAGUUGUCAGUGCCCAAGCUCAACUAGAAGCAGAGGCGCAGUUGCGUGCAGCAAAGUCUUCAUCUGACAAUCGCGGAAAUGCAGCUACCGGAUCGAAGAAGCCUGUAGUGAAAGCCAAGCCCGAAAUUUUGUCCUCUAGGCCACUCCUAGAUUUGCAAGGUAUGGUGGCUUCACACAAGAGCAACGGGACAGGAGGUUCCAGCUCGAAAACCGGGAAAGCUGCUUCGGAUGACUUGGAUUUGGAGGCUCGAUUCGACAAGCUUUCCACGCCAUCUGGCCGGCCAUCUUUGCUUUCAGGUUCCCAGCGCAAUAGACAGCCGGCAUCUGCAAACCUCCAAGAUCCAAGGGAGGUGCAUGCGAAACUGCCACCGCUAGAUGUCAGUGCGAUGCCCAAACUUCCAGCUCCAACAUAUUCACCGGCAACCAGUUUCACAUCUCCCACCGGGAUACCACCACAUCGAAGUUCUACUCGUCCCUCCCUGCCCACCCAGGCUCCAACCGAGUCGGAGAGCGCUCGACCACGGCCCACGGCCCCCAAGGUGACCACUAUCUCAGUCGAUACACUUUGUAAUUAUCUCCAGGAACCAGAAAUAUCUGUACUACUGCUUGACGUCCGUCCUCGAAGUAAAUUUAUGGACGGGCAUAUAUACACGCGGUCCAUAGUUUGCGUCGAGCCCAUAAUACUACGCGAAGGGAUGUCGGGGGAUGAUCUAGACGCUACGUUUGUCCUUGAACCCGUCAAGGAGCAGGACCUGUUUAGUAAAAGACAUGAUUAUGAUUUCGUAGUUUACUAUGACCAGUCCACCACAAGCAAUAGCUUCCUUAGUGGAUCAACAAAUGAUCAGCAUCUUAUAACAUUACGGAGCCUACACCUAGCCAUGGAUGACUAUACUUUCGGGAAGCGACUCAAAAAUCCACCGCUCUUGCUUGUCGGGGGACUCGACGCAUGGAUAAAUUUGGUUGGAAAGCAAGCAUUGAAAGUUGUUGAUCCUGAAGCACCAGCGAUAAUUCGCUCGGAUGCAAGACACUCAGCCCCUCCCGGUAGAGAAUCCGGAUCCCUAGAGCAACCGGACAGCCAACCGGGCAUAUACAGGGAAAACCCGUCCAAUAAAAGCUCAAUCCGGUCUCUGACUCAGCGACGACAGGACCGUGAUUCGCAAAGAGGAUCAUUGCCGCCUCCUCUAAAUAGGCAAAGCUAUAAGAAGAACGAGGAAUCUGCACAACGCUACACAAUUGACAUCGAAGAGGAACAGAGGUGGAUGGAGAGGUUACAGAAGGAGCGGGAGCCUGUGACGAUGAGUGCUAUUUCAUCUGCGGAUGAAAUAGAUGCAAGGAGGCGGAGAAGAGGUACAUCUAUCAUAACAUCUAGUGACUUACCACACGUACGAACAGUGGAAGAAUUCGUAAGCUCUGACCUUAUUCCUGCUGUGCCACUGCCUGUUGCUGAACCGGAUCAGUUCCAACGUUACCCUGCGACUCCCCAUACACAGCAAUCUAUGACUUCCUCUUCUUUGCCCACUCCUCAGCAGGAUCGUUUCCCUACAUCUUUAACUAGGAGGCCAACAAUCAUCGAUCACCCCUUUCAUGGGUUUACUGACGUUCGUAAUCCUGAAUUCAAUCCCCCGCCUUCCCCUGCCCGCCCCCCGCCUGCCGUCCCUCGGAGAAGCUAUAGUGGUGUGUCUGAACGCCUUGCCCCCACCCUACCUCCACCUCCACCUCCACUUCCGGCCCCUGAGAGACCCCCUAAAAUUCCGGAAGUGACAAGCAAGUCACCACUCACUCCAUUCGCAGGCAUGAACACAGUGAACAUUGGUACUACUGGGCUUAAGAAUUUAGGUAAUACAUGUUAUAUGAAUGCUGUUUUGCAAUGCAUGAGUGGGACUAUUCCUUUAUCUAGGUACUUCUUGGACGGUAGCUAUAAGAGCCAUGUCAGUAAGGAUAAUCCCUUAGGGUCUCGUGGGGUUUUAGCGGAGGCAUUUGCAGCGAUCGUCAGACAUCUAUGGAGUGGUGAAUAUAGUUUCAUUUCGCCCAUUACCAUAAAGGAUGUAGCCGGCCGUUUGAAUGAGAUGUUUCGCAACAACGACCAGCAGGAUGCCCAGGAGUUUCUUGAAUUUCUUUUAGACGGGCUGCACGAGGAUCUCAAUCCCCACGCAAAUCAUGGAAAACUUAGACCCCUGAAUGACGAUGAGGAGUGCCGUCGAGAGAGGCUACCAGUUCAACUGGCAUCCAUAAUUGAAUGGCAACGAUAUACCCAUCACAACUAUUCGGUCGUUGUGAACUGGUUUCAGGGGCAAUUGAGCAGCAUGCUUUCAUGUUUGACAUGCGGGAGAACCUCGACUACCUAUUCUCCUUUUAUGUAUCUCUCUCUCCCGAUACCUGCCACGAAGAGCAAUAACUUCACUCUCCGCGACUGCUUAGAAGAGUUUGUCGGCGAAGAAACACUGGAAGGUAAUGACGCUUGGCUUUGCCCACGGUGCAAAAAGGCUCGGAAAGCGACAAAGAAGCUGACCAUUACUCGACUCCCGCACAUCCUAAUUAUCCACCUCAAGCGUUUCACCAACAGAGGUCCGUGGAGAGACAAACUUAACACUUUCGUUGAUAUUCCUCUCCGCCAUUUGGACCUCACGAAAUAUAUGCCUCCGCCGCUAGCCAGUGAUGAAUUGCCACGGACACUCCCCCCACCAACAGCUGAGACGACUCCACCUUUCUUCUAUGACCUGUAUGCUAUCUGUAAUCACUACGGCACGAUAAAUGGAGGGCACUAUACCGCUGUGGUUCGAAGCUCGUGCAAGGGCGGUUGGAAUUCAUUCGACGACAGCAAAGCAACUUUGGUAGAAGAGGAAAGAGUAACCAAAAACGCAUAUGUCCUGUUCUGGGUUCGUGGAAAUGUAAUGUGAAAGCAUCAUGUUCGGAUGCGAUAGAGAAAUCUACACGCUUUGCUCUUUACGGCGUCUGUUCUAGUGGAGUUCUAUCCUUUUACUCUAGCAUCUUUCUUCCUUGUUUUUCUUUUUCUUGCAGGGGCCAAUUACAUGGAUUUCUCUCACUUUUCUUUCCCUCAACCCAAGGAGCUAUCGUUAUUGUACGUCUCUCGUCCGAUACCUUUUUCCUAUUUUUUUGUCAGCACUAUUACCGUAUGCUUUGUCAACCACCCCUUCCCCUCCCUCUAUUAGGAUUUCGGGAUUCGAAGCGUGGUCUUAUGUACAUAGUAUCAUACGGUACAUGCGCCCCACGAGAAGCGUGUGAUGAAACCGUGAGCUCUUGGCUGUGGUGGAUUUGGCUUCAGUUCAUUUUAUACAAAUCGCAAAUUGGAGAGUUACUUGCUGAGGAAACCUAUUCUAUACCAGCCGAUCCUGGGCUCUCCUACAGAAUACCAGCAAUAUCCUAGCA
This is a messenger RNA of Tuber melanosporum (Perigord truffle), 3777 nucleotides long. RefSeq lists its product as uncharacterized. The record is from RefSeq and is a predicted model, not a curated record. The transcript is spliced from 7 exons. The coding region runs from base 51 to 3287 and encodes 1078 amino acids. Gene Ontology annotation, biological process: protein deubiquitination. Gene Ontology annotation, molecular function: cysteine-type deubiquitinase activity. Lineage: Eukaryota; Fungi; Ascomycota; Pezizomycetes; Pezizales; Tuberaceae.